ACAGAAUGACUUUUGUGUCGACUUGUGUCGACGACUGUGUCUCCUAAAAGGAAAGCAGCCUUAUUGUAUAGGAGGCCCUUUAGCGAGAAAGAGCGACACUUUGCCCGGUUAUUUUGCUUAUUUUCAUUUCGUGCAAGAGAACGCGUCGAUUGAUAUAAUUACAUAUCAGAGAGUUAAACUCUAAUAAUUACUUAAAAUUUAGUGUAUUACACAGGUUAAGUUUAAGUACACGUGCUUCAUCUCGCCGCGUGUUAAUGAGGAAUUAUAAGAUUGUUAAAAUGAGGAAAGCAUGCUUGAUUAACGUUUACAUUCGAUGCAAAUGCACGAAUACACAAAGCAGCACUCGUACUUCUACAAAGAGCCAGUGGAAAAAAAUACAUCUAAAAAAUGAUCAGGAUUCGAAAUGUGUUCAUCAGGAUUUACUUCUUAAAACUGAUUCUUUCACAUCAAGUUCUAUUCACAAUACACCUGUGAUACCCAACAAUUUUGAGACAGGUUAUUGCAAGUUUUUUGCCAAAUUCUCCGAAAACACAGAUUUAAAUUUACCAAUGCCAAAGAAUACUCAGGAAUUAAAAAAGUCAGAGAAUGGCAUUAAUGGUUAUUUAGAAACAAAUGUGAAAGAAGAUACUGUCAGAGUUAAUGAAAUAAAUAUGCAAAUGCUAUCUAAACCAUUGCAAGAACAUUUAUUUGGAAAAUGUGACAAGCAGAAACUCUUCUCAGAAGAAGAAAUAAACAAUAUAAAACAAACUUUAAGUGCGUAUGGCAUAAAUGUAAAGGAUGCAACUAGAUUACCAGAUGUGAACCUGAAGUUACCAGAUCUAGAAGGAAAAGAUAUAGAAGAACAUUUUUACAAUAUUGGAAAAGCACAAGCUAAACCGUAUCUAAAACUUAUAAAUAACGUUUUAAAAGAUAUUCCUGAAAUGCCAAAACAAUGGCUUUUCAAUGAAGGAUGGACUAGAUAUACAACAGAUGGUACAACAGAAAGUGUAGAUUAUCCACUAGAAGAUGUUGUGAUCUUUGAUGUUGAAGUUUGCGUUAAACAAGGUCCUUUGCCUACCCUUGCAACUGCGGUUAGUAAUAAAGCUUGGUACGGUUGGGUAUCAAAGUCUUUGGUACAAGGUAUUAGUCAGACAUUUGACACGCAAUUAUUUACACCAAGUUUACUUGUUCCUAUGGAAAGCACAGAAGAAGAAUAUGGACACAAGUUAAAUCAGCAUCAAAAGAAACCAAAAAUUAUUGUAGGUCACAAUGUAUCAUAUGACAGGAGUAGAAUUAAAGAACAGUAUUGGUUAAACAGAACAGGAACUCGUUUUCUUGACACCAUGUCAUUGCAUAUAUGUGUCAGUGGUCUAAAUAGCUAUCAAAGAUCAUUAUUGUUAUCCAAGAAAACAGAUCCAGAGAAGGACAAUUGGCUAUCCAAUACUUCAUUAAAUAGUCUGAUAGAAGUACACAAGUUGUACUGUGGUUAUGUGAUAAAUAAGGAAUCAAGAGACAUAUUUGUUAAAGGCACUAUCGAAGAUGUCAAAAACAAUUUUGAUAUGUUGAUGACUUACUGUGCAUCUGAUGCAGUUGCCACUCACAAUGUUCUGCGCAAGGUAUUCCCGCUCUUUCAAGAGAGAUUUCCUCAUCCGGUUACAUUAGCUGGAAUGUUGGAGCUCGGCUCUACAUACUUGCCAGUAAAUUCCAACUGGCAAAGAUAUUUGGAAGAAUCAGAAUCCACUUUUGAUGAUUUAAACUACGAAGCAAAAUUCACUCUCGCUAAAAGAGCUGACGCUGUUUGUCAUCUUAUGCACAAUGAGAAGUAUAAAGAAGAUUUAUGGAUGUGGGAUCAAGAUUGGGCUACACAGAAAAUUAAAAUAAAGAAAAAAUUAACGAAAGCAAAAUUAUCCGUUGACACAGAGACAACGGUAGUCCAAAAAGUACAUGAUCAGACAGAUAAUAAAAAAUAUUUGUCAGAUAACGAAGAAGAAGAAGAGGAUCAUCUAGCAAAAAAGUUUGCUUACUUGGAGGAAACCAGACAUUUGUUGCCAGCUAAAAUGCCUCACAUGCCGGGAUAUCCAACCUGGUACAGGAAACUUUGUCCCAAACAAAGUGACGAAAAUUGGACACCAGGUCCACAGAACAUCAGCACCUCUAUGCAAGUGGUUCCAAAGCUGUUGAAUCUCACAUGGGAAAAAUAUCCAUUGCAUUACAUCAAGGAUCACGGUUGGGGAAUCUUGGUACCUUAUAACAACGAUCCUCACGUCGAUACUGAACUUCCAUUUAAAAAUCUUCUGGCGCAUUGCCCUUUAACAACAUCUAAUGGAUCUAGAGACACUUCGAACGACGCAAUGACCACUUUGGGCACUGAUGUGGAAAAGAAUCUUCAUAAAACAGAAUUCUGGCGUUUGAAAAAGAAUCAGAACGGACCAGAACAAAUAUACAAGGGCACCGGUAUGUGGUGUAACAUUGAUAUUGACAACUGUUGCUACUUCUUCAAGCUGCCGCACAAGGACGGUCCUAAAUAUAACGUCGGAAAUCCGCUUGCUAAAGAUUUUCUCAAUAAAUUCUCCGAAAACGUACUCGCCGGCUCGGACGCCAGCGCGGCGGAAAUGCUAAAGAUCGCUCGUAUGCUAUCGUAUUGGCGAAACAAUCGUGAUAGAAUAAUGUCGCAAUUGGUAAUAUGGCUGGACGAGCGUUCUUUUCCCAUUGGCAUGAAGAAGUCGAAGAAACAUACACGUUAUGGCGCGAUAAUACCUCAAGUAAUCGUUUCCGGCACUUUAACGCGACGUGCCGUGGAACCCACGUGGAUGACGGCAUCAAAUGCUCACUCUGAACGAAUCGGUUCCGAAUUAAGAUGUAUGAUCCAAGCGCCUCCGGGAUAUAAUAUAGUGGGCGCCGAUGUGGACAGUCAAGAGCUGUGGAUUGCCUCGAUUAUCGGAGAUGCACAUUAUAAAGGUAUUCAUGGAGCCACACCUUUCGGAUGGAUGACUCUUAUUGGCACGAAAUCUAACGGCACUGAUAUGCAUAGUGUCACUGCCAAGGCUGUCGGUAUUUCGCGCGAUCAUGCCAAAGUCAUCAACUACGCACGGAUCUACGGUGCUGGACAGAAAUUUGCCGAACAGCUAUUGAAGCAGUUCAAUCCAUCUAUGACAAAUGCAGAGGCCGUUUCCAAGUCACGAAAAAUGUUCACUCUCACCAAGGGUAAGAAGGUAUUCCGAUUAAAGCCUGAAUUCGUUAAUGACGAUCUGGAAGACAAACCUUAUACAAGCUAUCAGGCGUAUCAAAUAGCAAAGCUGCAUGGUAAACCGUUGAAAGAAAUGUUUCAAAAGAGCGAGUGGAUAGACGGCUCGGAAUCGGCUAUGUUCAAUCAACUGGAGCAAAUCUCCAGCAGUAAACAACCAGUCACGCCGUUUUUAAACGCGAGACUGAGCCGCGCUAUGGAGACUACCAACACUGACGACGACGACAAGUUUCUACCCACGAAGAUCAAUUGGGUGGUGCAGAGCGGAGCGGUAGACUUUCUUCAUUUAAUGUUGGUUUCUAUGAGAUGGUUGAUGAGAGAUAAUGCGAGGUUUUGUCUUUCGUUUCAUGACGAAGUGAGAUAUUUGGUCCCAUCCAAGUACAAGUACAAUGCUGCUCUGGCCAUGCAUGUGACUAAUUUGAUGACAAGAGCAUUUUGUGCCUCGAAAUUAGGCAUGAGAGAUCUGCCAAUGUCAGUGGCGUUCUUCACCGCUGUGGAAGUUGACACUGUUCUUCGCAAAGAAUCUGCGCACGAUUGCAAAACCCCGUCGAAUCCUCAUGGUUUGCAAAGUGGAUACGAAAUACCACCCGGCGAGAGUUUAGACGUGUGGACAGCUUUGGAGAAAUCCAACGGUUUUCUAGGCUGGUGGAACGAUGGAAAAAAAGAUCGCACAACCAAGCCAACAGAUUCGACCGUCGAAGAAUUGUCGCAAUAAUGUUCAAAACAAGAACCACAAAAAAACUGAAAUUAAACUUAAAUUAAAUAAUAUAUUUUAUAUCAUAAUUUAAAAAAAAGCAGAGUUU
Messenger RNA from Pseudomyrmex gracilis, 4026 nucleotides. RefSeq names its product DNA polymerase subunit gamma-1, mitochondrial (gene tam). Gene Ontology annotation, biological process: mitochondrial DNA replication. The record is from RefSeq and is a predicted model, not a curated record. Gene Ontology annotation, cellular component: mitochondrion; gamma DNA polymerase complex. Gene Ontology annotation, molecular function: DNA binding; 3'-5' exonuclease activity; DNA-directed DNA polymerase activity. The transcript has 2 exons. NCBI's taxonomy places the organism in Eukaryota, Metazoa, Arthropoda, Insecta, Hymenoptera, Formicidae. The coding region runs from base 255 to 3938 and encodes 1227 amino acids.